CAGCUUCUACGACAAAACAUCACAGUGCGGACAAACGAUGUGUGUAUUAUACGGAUAAAAACAACCACGGUAGAAGGAAGCCAUUGAGAAGAGAGUUAUAGCGGAUCAGAUGUCGUGAUCGUGCUAAUGAACCGUCGCCGGAUACUGUUACCAUCCACAUUAUGGUGAACGAGAUGUGCCGGUAAUCGACGUCGCAUGCGCAUACCACGGUGAUCACGUAAUGCACUCCCACAACCGCAACACAGGUGGACAUUUACACAGCGCAUAUAUCGCGGAUGAUAUGCAUCAUAUGCUGAAUAAGGCCGAUUUGGGCACCUAUGGCGAUUACUCGGAUUCAUCGGAUUAUAAUCCCAAACAUCCCAGAAUCUAUAAGGUCAACCAUUUUGUUCUGCCGCUGUUCUGCUUGGAAGCGAUCGCGUUGGGAUGUGUCGGCGCAUUAGCCUACUAUCUGCGGUUCACCGAGGUAUUUCCACUUCAAGAGAGCAUUGUUAGUUGCACUGACCAUGGGAUAAAUCACCCCUUUCUAAAUGCCACGGCAUUGUUGACGGAUGUGCCGGUGGAAGUGUUCUACAGUGUGGCCUUGCUCUCACCACUAGUAACGAUUUUCAUCGGCGAGCUAGGUUAUUGGCUGUUCUCCAGUAAACCAAAGAAAGUCGUUCGUGCACACUGCAUUGGAUUCAAAUUACAUCUUAUGCCACGGCGAUUUUUUCGCUAUGCAGGUUUAUUUCUCCUUGGUCUCUUCACAACCAGUAUUUUUACGGACCUGGUCAAACUGCUGAUCGGCCGUCCCCGACCGUAUUACCUGCGUGUGUGCCACGCGACCUGCAUCAAUCCCGACGGAACCACCCACAUCAACAACAAUGAACACUGUAUUCUGGAGGACAUGCGGUUCGCACAGAUAUCCUUUCCUUCCUUCCAUGCAUCGGUCGCAGCAUAUUCGGCAUUAUUUUUAUCGGUCUAUCUGCACAGUAUACUGACAGCCCGUGGUGCUCGUCUUUUACGCCCGAUUCUCUUGUUCUCCAUCAUAGCUGGAGCGGCAUUUGUCGGAAUCAGUCGUUACUUGAUGAACAAAAAUCACUGGCAAGACAUUGUUACCGGCUACAUUUUGGGAGCAAUUACAGCGCUGUAUCUGGGCAUUUUCGCCAGUAACUCUUUUGCGGAAAGGUCAGCCGUUGCGGAACCCUUACUGCCAAAUCGAAGAAAGUCCGGUUCGUCUAGCCCGACAUUAGCGCUACAGGAUUCUAAAUCCCCGUUCUUCUCGUGGUUUCCCAUUCCGCGUGUGUCGUUCAAAACCAAACCAACCCGCUUUGUUAACGGCUUCCCCAAUCAUGCCGCGGAUUACUCCCAUGAUCCGGCUGCCGCGGUCACCGUGUACCAUCCGGAUUUGAAUAGAUCCAUUGACAACUUCAGCCGAACUUCCAAUCCGCAUAUGAUGCAGCAUUAUUGACAUAAUUUAUUAAAGAAAACUGCUCUUCCUGAUUAUUAAAAAAAAACUCCGUUUUAUAUCAUUUCUGAAUCUGCUACAGCGCAAUGCCUUUUAGGCUUUUACAUCUGCAUGCAGCUCUAAUUCUGUUGCAUAUGUACCUGUUGUAAUUUAUUUACCACGAUGGUUAGUGGAAUUAAAUUAUGG
Messenger RNA from Paramacrobiotus metropolitanus, 1630 nucleotides. RefSeq names its product phospholipid phosphatase-related protein type 1-like. NCBI's taxonomy places the organism in Eukaryota, Metazoa, Tardigrada, Eutardigrada, Parachela, Macrobiotidae. Gene Ontology annotation, biological process: phospholipid dephosphorylation; signal transduction; phospholipid metabolic process. The transcript has 6 exons. The coding region runs from base 221 to 1447 and encodes 408 amino acids. The record is from RefSeq and is a predicted model, not a curated record. Gene Ontology annotation, molecular function: phosphatidate phosphatase activity.